Messenger RNA from Bombina bombina (fire-bellied toad), 920 nucleotides. RefSeq names its product trichohyalin. The record is from RefSeq and is a predicted model, not a curated record. The transcript is spliced from 7 exons. The coding region runs from base 250 to 708 and encodes 152 amino acids. Lineage: Eukaryota; Metazoa; Chordata; Amphibia; Anura; Bombinatoridae.
AGAAAAUGUCGCAGUGAGGGCGGAAAACCAAAAAUACCAACCUUCUACUCGCAACUAAUUGACCUCACUGUUUCUGAAGUCCGGACAUCCAGGCGGUGAGGUCCUCAUCCAUCCAGGUGGCAUCUUCUAUCUUCAUCCAGGUGGCGGCAUCUUCUAUCUUCAUCCCAGCGGCGUGGAGCGGGUCCAUCCUGAAGACAUCCGGCCCUGAGCAUCCUCUUCAUACGGUCGCCGCCGUAUACUGAAUCUUCAAUGCAAGGAUUUCUGGCUGGACUGAAUAAUUCAGUAUACGUAUUUGCUGGUGUGGGGGUCUUUGCCCUCAUAAUUAUUAUAAUUGGAGGAUGGGCGCUUAGGAAGAGCAUCCGAAAAUCCAAACUUCCUGAUGAGGAGCAACCAAACAUCAGCCCCGUCAUCAGGAAAGCUUCUCUGAAAAAGGAGAAGAGAUUAAAAAAGAAAACAAAGAAAGAAAAGAAGGAGAAAAGGGAGGUGGAACAGAAGGAGGAAAUGAAGGGAGAGAAGGAGGUGAAGAUGCAGAAGAAGAAGGAUGAAAAAUCAGGGGAAGCUGAAAUUGAAACCAAAGAGAAAGCAGUACAGACAGAGAGCACACAAGAAGUAAAAUGGAAACUUUUGGAGUUUUGGAUAAAUAAAGACCUAGAAGUACAGAGACGGCGAGAGGAAGAACUAAGGGAGGAGGAGGAGUUCUUUAGCUGAAAGAACAACUGAAGCUAAAUUGUUUACAUCAGAGCCCCUCUCUCAUAUCUACCAGAGCUACGUGUACCAGCCAGGGCUCUGCCUCUUCUGCCACUCCUGUGUGCCAAUAUGUCCCGCCCCUGAGAAACCAUCUUGUAUUGUCAUCCUUCUUAUCUCUACCUCUUAUUAAGAAUUCUCCAUGGUUACUAAUUAAUAAAAUUAGACCAAGUAAA